Molecule: messenger RNA, 1188 nt
Organism: Camelina sativa (false flax)
Lineage: Eukaryota; Viridiplantae; Streptophyta; Magnoliopsida; Brassicales; Brassicaceae
Source: RefSeq, a predicted model, not a curated record
AUGGUUGCGAGAAAGCUUCCACUAAUGGCGGUGAGAAACCUUCCACCCGAACUAGAAGAGGAGAUACUCGUUCGAGUUCCACCUCGAUCUCUCGUUCGCUUCAGAUCAGUUUGCAAAGGAUGGAACACUCUUUUUAACGAUAAGAGAUUCGUCGACAGAAACUUUGCUUGCGCUCGCCCAGAAAUCUUGUUAAAGACACUUUCCCAUCUUUAUCCGAUAAGCGUCGAUCUCAACAAGGACGAUCCGACUAUAAAAAUUAGUGAUUUAUGUUUUGAUUUACGCGGUCGCCGUUAUGAUCUCGAGGGGACCUGCGAUGGUUACUUGUUGUUGUCCGACUCUGAUAAUGGAGCCCUGGUUCGAAACCCGUUGUUUAAUCAGACUGAAUGGAUUGACCCGGAUAAGUGUCCUCCAUAUAGCAGCAGGCAGAGCAUGGGUUACGAUGGUAGUAACACCAAAAAGAGUUACAAGAUUAUUGGAAGUUACGAGUAUAUUAAGACUAGGACUCAGAAGUUUGAUGAAGUUAUUACGAAAUUUGCAGUCUUCAAAUUUGCAACCAAUGCAUGGGACGUUACUUAUCAUACAAGUCAACGUUAUCGCGAAGAAGAGAAAAUAGUAGAUGAAUGUAAUUGCACGGUCUCCCUGAAUGGAAAUUUGUACUGGACAGCUUAUACUAGUAAAAGUUAUUUCAUCCGAAUGUUCGAUUUUUCGAAAGAGGUAGUACAGACCUUUUGUAUUCUACCGUUUAAGGGGACACAUAGUAAUUCACAUACUCGUGGCCUCGCGAUUUACAAGGGAGAUCGGCUUUCUGUGUUACAACAAUGCAUAGGAGGAAGAGAGGUUAAGAUUUGGGUGACAGAUAAGAAAAUUGGCAAUGGGGAUGAUGUGGUGUGGAUUAAUUUCAUGACUAUCUCAAUACCUAAGUUUCCCAUGGUUUGCAACAACAUUUCUUCAAGUUACUUCGUCGAUAAUAAUGUCUAUGGAAAGACCUUCUUUACGUGUUUUCUUCCCCAGAAACCUAAACAAGCUUGGGUCUAUAUUGUGAGGGGAGAUCUGUGCAAAAAAAUUAAGAUAGAUGAAGUGGCAUAUAUGCAGUUAAAAUCCUGUGUCUAUGUUCCUAGUUUAAUCACCAUUUCUAGAGAGGCUUUGGCUGAGGGUACUGAACCAAAAAGAAAUGUUUUUAAUGUUUGA